AUGGUUACAUUUUACAACAAAAAAAAUUCAUUGGCUCUUUUAGUGGUUUUACUUUUUCUUUUUGUCUCAUCAUCAUAUGCAAAGUUUAGUAUGAUGGUUACAAAAAGCCAGAUCGACACUAUAUGCACCAUAAAACGAAUCAAUUCUUCAUUUUGUUUUGAGAUUUUUAAAGCAAAUCCUGAAAUUGCUAGAUUGAAUUAUUCAGAUCUCAUUAAAUUUUUGAUCAAUUAUCAAGCUCAAUAUAUUUCAGAUACGCUGAAAUUUUUCAAGUUAUCCGGAGGUUCCUCGACAGAUAUUAGUUCUAAAUAUCACGUGUGUGUAGAAUUAUAUGAAUAUGAUUUCAAGGAACGUGAUAAUUCUCUCAGAUAUUUGGCUGCUAAGGACUAUGUCAGUUUAAAUAUCUGGGUCGGUGGAACGAUGACAGAUGCGGAAACGUGUAUUGAUGAUUUGUCAACAAUGAAGCCAAUACCACAAUUCUUUAUGAAGAGGAGUGAUACUAUUGGAGACAUGUCUAGCAUUAUCUUGGUGGUUCUCGAAUGUUUUCUAAAAGAAAAAAAAGACAGAUGUUAUCUCAAUCUAUAAUAAUAAUAUGGUUGUCGUCG
Molecule: messenger RNA, 602 nt
Organism: Camelina sativa (false flax)
Lineage: Eukaryota; Viridiplantae; Streptophyta; Magnoliopsida; Brassicales; Brassicaceae
Product: pectinesterase inhibitor 1-like
Biological process (GO): negative regulation of catalytic activity
Molecular function (GO): pectinesterase inhibitor activity
Source: RefSeq, a predicted model, not a curated record